Molecule: messenger RNA, 1141 nt
Organism: Thermothelomyces thermophilus ATCC 42464
Lineage: Eukaryota; Fungi; Ascomycota; Sordariomycetes; Sordariales; Chaetomiaceae
Exons: 1
Coding region: 147-971 (274 amino acids)
Source: RefSeq, a predicted model, not a curated record
CACAGUUUCUUCUCAACCUGUUCCCCCGUUUGCUUGUCGACUAGCCUCAGCGACAUUAUUAGCAUCAGGGGCGACCUUUAGCAAUUUGGCUGCUUCAUUUCACCAGACCUUUUGUACGGCCAGUAACGCAUAUUGGAGUACACAUUAUGAGCAACGAGGCCAGAGCAUCAGUGGACGACGAAGUUCGUCGGGCAUUGAGCAGGAUACCAGCGGCCUUUUCUGGAUAUCGCCCGUUCCCUCCACUCCUCAACCUCUACGGCAAUUCCUCUGGCAUCAUGGACGCACUGACUACGUUCAAGCUUUGCGGUGCGGCCAAGAACGAUCUCUUAUAUGUCGUCGAGGUGCAUCACGGCUUCACCCCUAGAGGACCGCUUCAUUUCAGGCCCGGCUUGUACCUACGGAACGGAACGGGUACCGAUGCCCCUAUCCUGGCGGCCGCCGGCGACGAAGCUCGAGAACCCCUUCUCAUAUCGACCUUCAGCGUCAAAAGUUUUAUCAUGCUGCCGCCUCUAGACAUUGAAGCGAACCCUCGCGACCUGAUCACCGAGAUCAUGUACGCCACAAAGACCAGCAACGGUGCCGUUUCGUUUCGCUUCGCCAUCGAGGUUGGCCCCAAGAUGAAAUGUCGAGAGCAGUUUGAGUGGAAGAAGGUUGGGACGGGCAACGCCCACAGUGGGUUCAUCCUCGUUCGGCUGGGCCCGCAGUCCGCUUCACCUUCGCCCACUCCACCUUCGCCUACUCCUUCGGCACAAGAGGAAAGCGAAAUACUUGCCGAGCUUCUGUUUGGCAACGUGAUGUCCUUGAACCACUUGUUCUCAUUGGAGCUGAAGGGGGCCGGUUGUUCGGGAGAGAUGGGUGACCGUUGGACUCUUAUGGUUGUCGUCACUGCGCUCAGGCUGUAUUGGCUGCGAGUCUAUGGCAAGACUAACAAGGUUGUCGUUGGAAUUGGGCAGAAACUUCGGGGUAGAUAGUUCUGUCCUUGGCCUGUUGGUUCUCCCGAUCUGCUAAGACCUUGGACGCCUGAAUCAGGGUGGCGCAUUUGGGCAUAGUGGGGGAGGGGUUGUUGUUAUUGUGCUUUGACACGCGCGAACUUGUAGUCUGUUGCAAAGGGAAUGUUGUAGGACCAGGAAUCAAAUGUGUG